Sorex fumeus (smoky shrew) is the source of this 1398-nucleotide messenger RNA. RefSeq names its product dual specificity phosphatase 9 (gene DUSP9). The transcript has 4 exons. Gene Ontology annotation, cellular component: cytosol; cytoplasm. Gene Ontology annotation, biological process: protein dephosphorylation; negative regulation of MAPK cascade. Gene Ontology annotation, molecular function: MAP kinase tyrosine/serine/threonine phosphatase activity; protein tyrosine/threonine phosphatase activity. Bases 152 to 1336 code for a protein of 394 amino acids. The record is from RefSeq and is a predicted model, not a curated record. Lineage: Eukaryota; Metazoa; Chordata; Mammalia; Eulipotyphla; Soricidae.
GAGUUGCGCUCGGCAGCCGCGGCGGCCGCUCAGCUGCAGGCCAGGCCGCCGCCCGAGGCUCCGGCGGCUGCUGCGCGGUCCGUUCCGGUCGCCAGAGCUUCGGAAACUUCCCCGCCGCGAAGCGCAGAGCCGGCGCGGGGAGCCGAGGCCAAUGGAGGGCAGCGGAGAGCCGGCGGCCCGACGUGCCCGGAUCCGCGAGCCCAUGGAGGGUCUGGGUCGCUCGUGCCUGUGGCUGCGCCACGAGCUGGCGCCCCCGCGGCCGCAGCUGCUGCUCCUGGACUGCCGCAGCCGGGAGCUGUACGAGUCGGCGCGCAUCGGCGGGGCGCUGAGCGUGGCGCUGCCCGCGCUGCUGCUGCGCCGCCUGCGGCGGGGGAGCCUGUCGGUGCGCGCGCUGCUGCCCGGGCCGCCGCUGCAGCCGCCGCCGCCCGCCCCGGUGCUGCUGUACGACCAGGCCGGGGGCCGCCGCCGCCGGGCGGACGCCGAGGUCGCCGCCGCCGCCGCCGCCGAGGACUGGGAGAGCGAGUCGGUGCUGGGCACGCUGCUGCAGAGGCUGCGCGAGGAGGGCUACCUGGCCUACUACCUUCAGGGUGGCUUCAGCAAGUUCCAGGUCGAGUGCCCUCACCUGUGUGAGACCAGCCUCGAUGGGCUCCGGGGCGCCGGAGCCCUGGGAUUGCCCAACCCCGUGGUGGGGCUGGGCGUCCUGUACCUGGCGUCCGACUGUGCCGACGCCGACUCGGAGCGUGAGUCCACAAGCAGUGGCACGGAAUCCGAGGGCACCAUGCUGCCCCACGGAGGGCUGCUGCCCUCCUACCCGGUCCAGAUCCUGCCCAACCUCUACCUGGGCUCCGCGCAGGAUUCUGCCAACGUGGAGAGCUUGGCCAAACUGGGCAUCCGCUACAUCCUCAACGUGACGCCCAACCUCCCGAACCUCUUUGAGCAGAACGGCGACUUCCACUACAAGCAGAUCCCCAUCUCUGACCACUGGAGCCAGAACCUGUCCCAGUUCUUCCCGGAGGCCAUUGAGUUCAUUGAUGAGGCCCUGUCGCAGAACUGCGGGAUCCUGGUCCACUGCCUGGCAGGUGUCAGCCGCUCCGUCACGCUUACGGUGGCAUACCUCAUGCAGAAGCUGAAGCUGUCUCUCAACGACGCGUACGACCUGGUGAAGCGGAAGAAGUCCAACAUCUCCCCCAACUUCAACUUCAUGGGCCAGCUGCUCGACUUCGAGCGUACCCUGCGCGCGCAGGCGCGCAUCCAGCAGGGUUUGGCUGUGCCCGACAUCCCCACCUACUUCACCACCCCCACCAGCGAGGGUGUCUUCGGGCUCGACACCACCUAGAAUACCACCUAGGGCUCGCCCUGCCCUCCAUGGGGGGGAACGCAGUAGGAGGGAGCAGAAAG